Sus scrofa (pig) is the source of this 15563-nucleotide messenger RNA. The record is from RefSeq and is a predicted model, not a curated record. Lineage: Eukaryota; Metazoa; Chordata; Mammalia; Artiodactyla; Suidae.
GUGAGCCCCUGCUGCAGGGAACAAGCAAGGGGACAUCCAGGGCUGCCAAGGGAAGCCCACCCACCCUGCCCUGAGCGCCCCCUUCCCAAGGUCGGGGGCAGAGCAGGUGCAGAGGCAUUGUGGCCGCUGGUUACCCAGCUUCCUGAAUGAUGUCAGCCCAAUCUUCCCUCACCUCCAACCUGGCCCUCCUGGUACUGCUGGGCACGGUCAAAGCAGGCCCUUUCUCUCCACGGUCCAAUGUGACGCUCCCAGCCCCACGGCCCCCUCCCCAGCCAGGAGGGGGAAGCCCUUCUUCUCAGCUUUAUGAGCACACGGUGGCAGGAGGGGAGAAGCAGGUGGUGUUCACCCACCGCAUUAACCUGCCCCCUUCAGCUGGCUGUGGCUGUCCGCCAGGCACUGAGCCCCCUGUCCCUGCUUCAGAAGUACAGGCCCUGAGAGUCCGGCUGGAGAUCCUGGAGGAGCUGGUGAAGGGGCUCAAGGAACAGUGCACUGGGGGCUGUUGCACUGCGGCUGCGCAGGCCGGCACAGGCCAGACAGAUGUUCGGAGCCUCUGCAGUCUCCAUGGUGCGUUUGACCUGAGCCGCUGUGCCUGCUCCUGUGAGCCAGGCUGGGGUGGGCCCACCUGCUCCGACCCCACAGAGGCUGAGGCGCCGGCCUCCUCUCCACCGUCAGACGCCAGGUCCUGCCCAGAUGACUGCAACGAUCAGGGUCGCUGCAUCCGCGGGCGCUGCGUGUGCUUCCCCGGCUACACCGGCCCCAGCUGUAGCUGGCCCUCCUGUCCCGGGGACUGCCAUGGCCGUGGGCGCUGCGUGAAGGGCGUGUGCGUGUGCCGGGCGGGCUUCUCUGGCGACGACUGCAGUCUGCGAUCUUGCCCUCGGGGCUGCAGCCAGAGGGGACGCUGUGAGGACGGGCGCUGCGUGUGCGACUCCGGCUACACUGGCGAGGACUGUGCGGUGAGGAGCUGCCCCCGAGAUUGCAGCCAGAGGGGGCGCUGCCAGGACGGGCGCUGCGUGUGCAACCCCGGCUACACUGGCGAGGACUGUGGGGUGAGGAGCUGCCCCCGAGGUUGCAGCCAAAAGGGGCGCUGCGAGGACGGGCGCUGCGUCUGCGAUCCAGGCUACACCGGUGAAGACUGCGGCUCGCGGAGCUGCCCGUGGGACUGUGGCGAGGGCGGGCGCUGUGUGGACGGCCGCUGCGUGUGCUGGCCCGGGUACGCGGGCGAGGACUGCAGCACGCGGACCUGCCCCCGCGACUGUCGGGGCCGAGGGCGCUGCGAAGACGGCGAGUGCAUCUGCAACGCCGGCUACAGCGGGGACGACUGCGGCGUGCGCAGCUGCCCAGGCGACUGCAAUCAGAGGGGCCGCUGCGAGGACGGCCGCUGCGUGUGCUGGCCCGGGUACUCCGGGCCCGACUGCGGCGCGCGCGCCUGCCCGCGAGAUUGUCGCGGCCGCGGGCGCUGCGAGAACGGCGUGUGCGUGUGCAACGCGGGCUACAGUGGUGAGGACUGCGGCGUACGAAGCUGCCCUGGGGACUGUCUCGGCCGGGGCCGCUGCGAGAAUGGCCGCUGCGUGUGUUGGCCCGGGUACACAGGCCGGGACUGCGGCACGCGCGCCUGCCCGGGCGACUGUCGCGGCCGCGGGCGCUGUGUGGACGGCCGCUGUGUGUGCAACCCGGGCUUCACAGGCGAGGACUGCGGGAGCCAUCGGUGCCCUGGGGACUGCCGUGGGCGCGGCCGCUGCGAGGAUGGCGUGUGCUUGUGCGACGUAGGCUACGAGGGCAAAGACUGCGGCGUGCGAAGCUGCCCCGGGGGUUGCCGAGGUCGUGGCCAGUGCGUGGAGGGGCGCUGCGUGUGCGAAGACGGCUACGAGGGCGAGGACUGCGCCAUCAGACGGUGCCCGCGCGACUGCAGCCAGCGGGGCGUGUGCCGGGACGGUGUGUGCACCUGUUGGGAGGGCUACGCGGGCGAGGACUGCAGCCUCCGCACCUGCCCCUCCAACUGUCACCGGCGCGGCCUCUGUGAGGACGGGCGCUGCGUGUGCGAAUCCGGCUACACCGGCCCCUCCUGCGCCACCCGCACCUGCCCAGCCGACUGCCGGGGCCGUGGGCGUUGUGUGCAGGGGGUGUGCUUGUGCCAUGCGGGCUAUAGCGGCGAGGACUGCGGGCAGGAGGAGCCUCCGGCUAGCGCCUGUCCUGGGGGCUGUGGGCCCCGCGAACUGUGCCGCGCUGGCCAGUGUGUGUGCGUAGAGGGCUUCCGAGGCCCAGACUGUGCCAUCCAGACGUGCCCCGAGGAUUGCCGCGGCCGGGGAGAGUGUCAUGAGGGCAGAUGCGUCUGCCAAGAUGGCUAUGCAGGGGAGGACUGCGGGGAAGAGGUGCCAGCCAUUGAGGGCAUGAGGAUGCAUCUCCUGGAGGAGACGACGGUUCGGACAGAGUGGACCCGGGCUCCUGGCAACGUGGAUGCCUAUGAAAUUCAGUUCAUCCCUACGACAGAGGGGGUGAGCCCCCCGUUCACAGCACGGGUGCCCAGCUCUGCCUCAGCCUAUGACCAGAGAGGACUGGCCCCUGGUCAGGAGUACCAGGUCACUGUCCGUGCCCUUCGAGGGACUAACUGGGGCCCUCCUGCCUCCAAGACCAUCACCACCAUGAUUGACGGCCCCCAGGACCUCCGCGUGGUGGCUGUGACACCCACCACGCUGGAGCUCAACUGGCUUCGGCCUCAGGCCGAGGUGGACCGCUUCGUGGUGUCCUACGUCAGCGCUGGCAACCAGAGGGUGCGGCUGGAAGUGCCAUCCGAGGCGGACGGGACGCUGCUGACCGGCCUGAUGCCAGGUGUAGAAUACGUGGUGACCGUCACUGCCGAGCGGGGCCAGGCAGUAAGCUACCCGGCUUCUGUCAGGGCCAACACAGCACCAGGCCACUACGGUUACGCGGAGGCGCACCCCCCAGCCCCGUCCCCCCAGCCCCGGCCCCGGCCGGCCCCGGCCUCGCGCACCCCGCGCCCCACUCGGCCCCCUCGGCCCCCUCGGCCCCCGCGGCCCGCGGAGGAGGGGCCGGAGGAGUCUCGGCCUGGGCAGAGCCCGCCUCAGCCCCCUCGGCGGCCGUGGGGCAACCUGACGGCCGAGCUGAGCCGCUUCCGCGGCACCGUGCGGGACCUGGAGCAACACCUGCGGGCUCACGGCUACCCACUGCGGGCCAACCAGACCUACACGUCGGUGGCGCGCUACAUCCACGAAUACUUGCAGCGGCGUCGCCUGGCGGCUGCCGCCCCCGCCGGCUCCCCCGCGUCCCCGCCCCGUCGCCCCCGCCCCACCGCCAGCCCCGACUCCGGCACCUGGAAGCGGGACUCCAACCAGGGCACCCACGGCCUCUCGCCCGAAGGCGUCGACCGGGGGGCUGCGCCCCGCCACCCCAAGCCCGAGGUGCUGGGCAGUUCCGCCGACGGCGCGCUGCUCGUGUCCCUCGACGGGCUCCGCGGCCACUUUGAGCGCGUGGUGCUGCGCUGGCGGCCCCAGCCGCCCGCAGAGGGUCCUGGCGGGGAGCUGACCGUGCCGGGCACCACGCGCACCGUCAGCCUACCCGAUCUCAGGCCCGGCACCACCUACCACGUGGAGGUCCACGGGGUGCGGGCAGGGCAGACCUCCAAGUCCUACGCCUUCAUCACCACCACAGGGUCCUCUCCCUCUGGCCUCUUGGGAGCCACUGAUGAGCCUCCUCCCUCUGGCCCUUCAACAACUCAAGGCGCCCAGGCUCCCGUCCUGCAGCAGCGCCCCCAGGAGCUGGGAGAGUUGAGGGUGCUGGGCAAAGACAAGACAGGGCGUCUCCGCGUGGCCUGGACCGCCCAGCCUGACACCUUUGACCACUUCCAGCUGCGUCUCCGGGUGCCCGAAGGGCCAGGGCCACACGAGGAACUACUGCCAGGGGAUGUCCGUCAGGCUCUGAUGCCCUCACCCCCUCCUGGAUCCCCCUAUGAGCUGUCACUUCGUGGGGUCCCUCCUGGGGGCGAGCCCUCUGCCCCUCUCAUCUACCAAGGCAUUAUGGACAGGGAUGGGGAGAAGCCUGAGAAGCCCAUGGCCCCGCCACGCUUGGGCCAGCUGACAGCGACCGACAUAACCUCCAGCUCCCUGCUUCUGCGCUGGACGGUCCCCGAGGGCGAGUUCGACUCCUUCGUGAUCCAGUACAAGGACAGGGACCAGCCCCAGGUGGUGCCUGUAGAGGGUCCCCAGCGCUCAGCCCUCAUCUCCAACCUGGAAGUCGGCCGCAAGUACAAAUUCGUCCUGUAUGGGCUCGUGGGCAAGAAGAGGCACGGCCCCCUGGUGGCUGAAGCCAAGAUCAUGCCUCAGACUGAUCCCGGCCCAGCGACUCCACCCCGCCUGGGGAAGCUGUGGGUGACAGAUCCCACCCCCAACUCGCUGCACCUCUCCUGGACUGUCCCCGAGGGCCAGUUUGACUCCUUCGUGGUCCAGUACAGGGACAGGGAUGGACGACCCCAGGUGUUGCCUGUGGAAGGUCCCGAGCGCUCGGUCACUGUCUCCCCCCUGGACCCUGAGCACAAGUACAGGUUCACUCUGUUCGGGAUUGCCAACAGGAAGCGGCACGGCCCCCUCACGGCCGAUGGCACCACUGCCCCAGAGAAGAGAGAGGAGCCCCACCACCAGGAAUCCCCCGAGCAGCCCUUGCUGGGGGAGCUGACGGUGACUGGCACUACCCCAGACUCCCUGCGUCUAUCCUGGACGGUGGCCCAGGGCUCUUUCGACUCCUUCACGGUCCAGUAUAAGGAUGCGCAGGGGCGGCCCCAGGUCGUGCCCGUCAAGGGGGAUGAGAACGAGGUCACCAUCCCCGGCCUGGAGUCCGACCGGAAGUAUAGGAUGAACCUCUAUGGGCUUCACGGCAGGCAGCGCGUGGGACCUGUGUCCGUGGUGGCCGCCACAGCCCCCCAGGAGGUUGUGGACGAGACCCCCAGCUCCUCAGAGGAGGAGGAGACCCCCAGCCCCACAGAGAUGGAGGAGACCCCCAGCCCCAUGGAACCCCCCGAGGAGCCCAUCCUGGGGGAGCUGACGGUGACAGGAUCCUCCCCGGACUCUCUGAGCCUCUCGUGGACGGUCCCCCAGGGCCACUUUGACUCCUUCACCGUGCAGUACAAGAACGGGGACGGGCAGCCCAAGGCGGUGCGGGUCCCAGGGCACGAGGACCAGGUCACCAUCUCGGGCCUGGAGCCCGACCACAAGUACAAGAUGAACCUGUACGGCUUCCACGACGGCCAGCGCGUGGGCCCCGUCUCUGUCAUCGGGGUGACCACUGCCGAGGAGGAGACCCCCAGCCCCACGGAGAUGGAGGAGACCCCCAGCCCCACGGAACGCCCCGAGGAGCCCAUCCUGGGGGAGCUGACGGUGACAGGAUCCUCCCCGGACUCUCUGAGCCUCUCGUGGACGGUCCCCCAGGGCCACUUUGACUCCUUCACCGUGCAGUACAAGGGCAGGGCCGGGCCCCAGGUGGUGCGUGUCGGGGGCGAGGAGAGCGAGGUGACAGUUGAGGGCCUGGAGGCUGGACGCAAGUACAAGAUGCACCUGUACGGCCUACAUAGGGGGCAGCGCGUGGGCCCUGUGUCCACCGUGGGUGUGACCGCUCCAGAACCGGAAGAGGUUCCUCCAGCCACCGAGCCCCCGCAGGAGCCACGCCUGGGGGAGCUGACAGUGACAGAUGUGACCCCCAACUCUGUGGGCCUCGUGUGGACCGUCCCUGAGGGCCAGUUUGACUCCUUCGUGGUCCAGUACAAGGACAGGGACGGGCAGCCCCAGACAGUGCCUGUGGCUGCAGACCAGCGUGAGGUCACUGUCCCCGGCCUGGAGCCUGCACGCAAAUACAAGAUGAACUUGUAUGGGCUACAUGAUGGGCAGCGUGUGGGCCCCCUCUCUGUGGUAGCCGUGACGGCCCCCGUCCCUCCAGCCCCAGCCACAGAGCCGCCCCCGGAGCCACGCCUGGGGGAGCUGACAGUGACAGACGUGACUCCGGACUCCGUGGGCCUCUCCUGGACGGUCCCCGAGGGCGAAUUCGACUCCUUCGUGGUCCAGUACAAGGACAGGGACGGGCAGCCUCAGGUGGUGCCUGUGGCCGCAGACCAGCAUGAGGUCACCGUCCCUGACCUGGAGCCGAACAGGAAGUACAAGUUCCUGCUCUUUGGGAUCCAGGAUGGGAAACGGCGCAGCCCAGUGUCUGUGGAGGCAAAGACAGUGCCCCGAAGUGAUGCCAGCGCAGGAGCCCCGCCCCGCCUUGGGGAGCUGUGGGUGACAGACCCCACCCCAGACUCGCUGCACCUCUCCUGGACGGUCCCCGAGGGCCACUUCGACUCCUUUGUGGUCCAGUUCAAGGACAGGGACGGGCCCCAGGUGGUGCCCGUGGAGGGCCACGAGCGCUCAGUCACCGUGGCCCCACUGGAUGCCGGCCGCAAGUACAGAUUCCUCCUCUACGGGCUCCUGGGCAAGAGGCGCCAUGGCCCCCUCACGGGCGAGGGCACCACAGAGACUCGGCGGGCUGUGGAUGAGGCUGGAACAAAGCGUCCCUCAAAACCCCGUCUGGGGGAGGAGCUGGAGGUGACCAGCGUAACGUCCGACUCUGUGGUUCUCUCGUGGGCGGUCCCUGAAGGCCACUUUGACUCCUUCGUGGUUCAGUACAAGGACAGGGACGGGCAGCCCCAGGUGGUGCCCGUGGAGGGCAGCCUCAGGGAGGUGACUGUCUCGGACCUGGACCCUGCCCGCAGGUACAAGCUGCUGCUCUACGGGCUGUAUGAGGGCAAGCGUGUGGGUCCCCUCUCCGCCAUCGCCGUGACCGAACCAGCCCCCAGGGAAGAAAUGGAGGCUGAGGCCCCCAGCCUGCCAGCGUCUGAGCCCCGCCUGGGCGAGGUGACCAUGGAGGAGGCCACGCCGCACACCCUGCAUCUCUCCUGGACCCUGAGGGAAGGAGAAUUCAACUCCUUCGAGGUCCAGUACACAGAUAAGAAUGGGCAGCUCCAAGUAGUCAGUUUAGGGGGCGACCAGAACGACGUCACCCUUUCUGGCCUGGAAUCAGACCACAGAUACCUGGUGAGCCUGUACGGUUUCCAUGACGGCCAGCGAGUGGGUCCUGCCCAGGUGGAAGCUCUGACAGCCCCAAGAGAGGAAGAGGAUGAACCUUCAGAACCUCCCUCUACCACCCCGGAGCCCCUGACCAAGCCGCGCCUGGAGGAGCUGACCGUGACGGACGCCACCCCCGAGUCCCUGCAGCUCUCCUGGACCGUCCCUGAGGGCCAGUUUGACCACUUCCUGGUCCAGUACAAGAACGGGGACGGGCAGCCCAAGGCGGUGCGGGUCCCAGGGCACGAGGACCAGGUCACCAUCUCAGGCCUGGAGCCUGACCACAAGUAUAAGAUGAAUCUGUAUGGCUUCCACGACGGCCAGCGCGUGGGCCCCGUCUCUGUCAUCGGGGUGACCACUGCCGAGGAGGAGACCCCCAGCCCCACGGAGAUGGAGGAGACCCCCAGCCCCACAGAACCCCCCGAGGAGCCCAUCCUGGGGGAGCUGACGGUGACAGGAUCCUCCCCGGACUCUCUGAGCCUCUCGUGGACGGUCCCCCAGGGCCACUUUGACUCCUUCACUGUGCAGUACAAGGGCAGGGCCGGGCCCCAGGUGGUGCGUGUCGGGGGCGAGGAGAGCGAGGUGACAGUUGAGGGCCUGGAGGCUGGACGCAAGUACAAGAUGCACCUGUACGGCUUCCACGACGGCCAGCGCGUGGGCCCCGUCUCUGUCAUCGGGGUGACCACUGCCGAGGAGGAGACCCCCAGCUCCACGGAGAUGGAGGAGACCCCCAGCCCCACGGAACGCCCCGAGGAGCCCAUCCUGGGGGAGCUGACGGUGACAGGAUCCUCCCCGGACUCUCUGAGCCUCUCGUGGACGGUCCCCCAGGGCCACUUUGACUCCUUCACCGUGCAGUACAAGGGCAGGGCCGGGCCCCAGGUGGUGCGUGUCGGGGGCGAGGAGAGCGAGGUGACAGUUGAGGGCCUGGAGGCUGGACGCAAGUACAAGAUGAACCUGUACGGCUUCUACGACGGCCAGCGCGUGGGCCCCCUGUCCACUGUGGGCGUGACCGACCCUCAAGAGGAGCCCCCUGCCAGUCCCCCUUUGAAGCCGCGCCUGGGGGAGCUGACCGUGACGGAUGCCACCCCCGAGUCCCUGCAGCUCUCCUGGGCCGUCCCCGAGGGCCAGUUUGACCACUUCCUGGUCCAGUACAAGAACGGGGAUGGGCAGCCCAAGGCGGUGCGGGUCCCAGGGCAUGAGGACCAGGUCACCAUCUCGGGCCUGGAGCCCGACCACAAGUACAAGAUGAACCUGUAUGGCUUCCACUACGGCCAGCGCAUGGGCCCCGUCUCUGUCAUCGGUUUAACUGCUCCAGACUAUGAAGCUAUGACCACCGAAGUCCCUAUCACCAUGGCCCCCGAGCCCCCCACCAAGCCGCGCCUGGAGGAACUGACCGUGACGGACGCCACCCCCGAGUCCCUGCAGCUCUCCUGGACCGUCCCCGAGGGCCAGUUUGACCACUUCCUGGUCCAGUACAAGAACGGGGACGGACAGCCCAAGGCGGUGCGGGUCCCGGGGCACGAGGACAAGGUCACCAUCUCGGGCCUGGAGCCUGACCACAAGUACAAGAUGAACCUGUACGGCUUCCACGACGGCCAGCGCGUGGGCCCCGUCUCUGUCAUCGGGGUGACCACUGCCGAGGAGGAGACCCCCAGCCCCACGGAGAUGGAGGAGACCCCCAGCCCCACAGAACCCCCCGAGGAGCCCAUCCUGGGGGAGCUGACGGUGACAGGAUCCUCCCCGGACUCUCUGAGCCUCUCGUGGACGGUCCCCCAGGGCCACUUUGACUCCUUCACUGUGCAGUACAAGGGCAGGGCCGGGCCCCAAGUGGUGCGUGUCGGGGGCGAGGAGAGCGAGGUGACAGUUGAGGGCCUGGAGCCCGACCACAAGUACAAGAUGCACCUGUACGGCUUCCACGACGGCCAGCGCGUGGGCCCCGUCUCUGUCAUCGGGGUGACCACUGCCGAGGAGGAGACCCCCAGCCCCACGGAGAUGGAGGAGACCCCCAGCCCCACGGAACGCCCCGAGGAGCCCAUCCUGGGGGAGCUGACGGUGACAGGAUCCUCCCCGGACUCUCUGAGCCUCUCGUGGACGGUCCCCCAGGGCCACUUUGACUCCUUCACCGUGCAGUACAAGGGCAGGGCCGGGCCCCAGGUGGUGCGUGUCGGGGGCGAGGAGAGCGAGGUGACAGUUGAGGGCCUGGAGGCUGGACGCAAGUACAAGAUGAACCUGUACGGCUUCUACGACGGCCAGCGCGUGGGCCCCCUGUCCACUGUGGGCGUGACCGACCCUCAAGAGGAGCCCCCUGCCAGUCCCCCUUUGAAGCCGCGCCUGGGGGAGCUGACCGUGACGGAUGCCACCCCCGAGUCCCUGCAGCUCUCCUGGGCCGUCCCCGAGGGCCAGUUUGACCACUUCCUGGUCCAGUACAAGAACGGGGAUGGGCAGCCCAAGGCGGUGCGGGUCCCAGGGCAUGAGGACCAGGUCACCAUCUCGGGCCUGGAGCCCGACCACAAGUACAAGAUGAACCUGUAUGGCUUCCACUACGGCCAGCGCAUGGGCCCCGUCUCUGUCAUCGGUUUAACUGCUCCAGACUAUGAAGCUAUGACCACCGAAGUCCCUAUCACCAUGGCCCCCGAGCCCCCCACCAAGCCGCGCCUGGAGGAACUGACCGUGACGGACGCCACCCCCGAGUCCCUGCAGCUCUCCUGGACCGUCCCCGAGGGCCAGUUUGACCACUUCCUGGUCCAGUACAAGAACGGGGACGGACAGCCCAAGGCGGUGCGGGUCCCGGGGCACGAGGACAAGGUCACCAUCUCGGGCCUGGAGCCUGACCACAAGUACAAGAUGAACCUGUACGGCUUCCACGACGGCCAGCGCGUGGGCCCCGUCUCUGUCAUCGGGGUGACCACUGCCGAGGAGGAGACCCCCAGCCCCACGGAGAUGGAGGAGACCCCCAGCCCCACAGAACCCCCCGAGGAGCCCAUCCUGGGGGAGCUGACGGUGACAGGAUCCUCCCCGGACUCUCUGAGCCUCUCGUGGACGGUCCCCCAGGGCCACUUUGACUCCUUCACUGUGCAGUACAAGGGCAGGGCCGGGCCCCAAGUGGUGCGUGUCGGGGGCGAGGAGAGCGAGGUGACAGUUGAGGGCCUGGAGCCCGACCACAAGUACAAGAUGCACCUGUACGGCUUCCACGACGGCCAGCGCGUGGGCCCCGUCUCUGUCAUCGGGGUGACCACUGCCGAGGAGGAGACCCCCAGCCCCACGGAGAUGGAGGAGACCCCCAGCCCCACGGAACCCCCCGAGGAGCCCAUCCUGGGGGAGCUGACGGUGACAGGAUCCUCCCCGGACUCUCUGAGCCUCUCGUGGACGGUCCCCCAGGGCCACUUUGACUCCUUCACUGUGCAGUACAAGGGCAGGGCCGGGCCCCAGGUGGUGCGUGUCGGGGGCGAGGAGAGUGAGGUGACAGUUGAGGGCCUGGAGCCCAACCACAAGUACAAGAUGCACCUGUACGGCUUCUACGACGGCCAGCGUGUGGGCCCCGUGUCCACCGUGGGAGUGACCGCCCCCCAGGAGGUUGUAGAGGAGACCCCCAGCCCCACGGAGAUGGAGGAGACCCCCAGCCCCACGGAGCCUCCCGAGGAGCCCAUCCUGGGGGAGCUGACAGUGACAGGAUCCUCCCCGGACUCUCUGAGCCUCUCGUGGACGGUCCCCCAGGGCCACUUUGACUCCUUCACCGUGCAGUACAAGGGCAGGGCCGGGCCCCAGGUGGUGCGUGUCGGGGGCGAGGAGAGUGAGGUGACAGUUGAGGGCCUGGAGCCCGACCACAAGUACAAGAUGCACCUGUACGGCUUCCACGACGGCCAGCGCGUGGGCCCCGUCUCUGUCAUCGGGGUGACCACUGCCGAGGAGGAGACCCCCAGCCCCACGGAGAUGGAGGAGACCCCCAGCCCCACAGAGAUGGAGGAGACCCCCAGCCCCACGGAACGCCCCGAGGAGCCCAUCCUGGGGGAGCUGACGGUGACAGGAUCCUCCCCGGACUCUCUGAGCCUCUCGUGGACGGUCCCCCAGGGCCACUUUGACUCCUUCACCGUGCAGUACAAGGGCAGGGCCGGGCCCCAGGUGGUGCGUGUCGGGGGCGAGGAGAGUGAGGUGACAGUUGAGGGCCUGGAGGCUGGACGCAAGUACAAGAUGCACCUGUACGGCUUCCACGACGGCCAGCGCGUGGGCCCCGUCUCUGUCAUCGGGGUGACCACUGCCGAGGAGGAGACCCCCAGCCCCACGGAGAUGGAGGAGACCCCCAGCCCCACAGAGAUGGAGGAGACCCCCAGCCCCACGGAACGCCCCGAGGAGCCCAUCCUGGGGGAGCUGACGGUGACAGGAUCCUCCCCGGACUCUCUGAGCCUCUCGUGGACGGUCCCCCAGGGCCACUUUGACUCCUUCACCGUGCAGUACAAGGGCAGGGCCGGGCCCCAGGUGGUGCGUGUCGGGGGCGAGGAGAGCGAGGUGACAGUUGAGGGCCUGGAGGCUGGACGCAAGUACAAGAUGAACCUGUACGGCUUCCACGACGGCCAGCGCGUGGGCCCCGUGUCCACCGUGGGCGUGACCGCUCCAGACUAUGAAGCUAUGACCACCGAAGUCCCUCUCACCAUGGCCCCCGAGCCCCCCACCAAGCCACGCCUGGAGGAGCUGACCGUGACGGACGCCACCCCCGAGUCCCUGCAGCUCUCCUGGACCGUCCCCGAGGGCCAGUUUGACCACUUCCUGGUCCAGUACAAGAACGGGGAUGGGCAGCCCAAGGCGGUGCGGGUCCCGGGGCACGAGGACCAGGUCACCAUCUCGGGCCUGGAGCCCGACCACAAGUAUAAGAUGAAUCUGUACGGCUUCCACGACGGCCAGCGUGUGGGCCCCGUCUCUGUCGUCGGGGUGACCACUGCCGAGGAGGAGACCCCCAGCCCCACGGAGAUGGAGGAGACCCCCAGCCCCACGGAGAUGGAGGAGACCCCCAGCCCCACGGAACGCCCCGAGGAGCCCAUCCUGGGGGAGCUGACGGUGACAGGAUCCUCCCCGGACUCUCUGAGCCUCUCGUGGACGGUCCCCCAGGGCCACUUUGACUCCUUCACCGUGCAGUACAAGGGCAGGGCCGGGCCCCAGGUGGUGCGUGUCGGGGGCGAGGAGAGCGAGGUGACAGUUGAGGGCCUGGAGCCCGACCACAAGUACAAGAUGCACCUGUACGGCUUCCACGACGGCCAGCGCGUGGGCCCCGUGUCCACUGUGGGCAUGACCGCCUCCAUGACCACAGAGCCCCCCGUGGCCCCCCGCCUGGGGGAGCUGGCCACGGCAGCUGUGACCUCGGACACAGUGGGCCUCUCAUGGACCGUGGCCCAGGGCCGUUUCGACUCCUUCCUGGUCCAGUACAGGGAUGCCCAGGGGCAGCCCCAAGCAGUGCCCGUGGCCGGGGACCUCCGAGAGGUCACGGUUUCAGGUCUGGCCCCGGCCCGCAAGUACAAGUUCCUCCUCUUUGGACUCCAGGAUGAGAAGCGGCACGGCCCAGUGUCUGCAGAUGCCAAGACCCUCCCAGACACGAAACCGUCUCCCCGCCUGGGGGAGCUGACAGUGACAGGCGUGACUCUGGAUUCCGUGGGCCUCUCCUGGACAGUCCCCGAGGGCGAAUUCGACUCCUUCGUGGUUCAGUACAAGGACAGGGACGGGCAGCCCCAGGUGGUGCCUGUGGCCGCAGACCAGCGCGAGGUCACCGUCUCCGACCUGGAGCCCAGUAAGAAGUACAAGUUCCUGCUCUACGGGCUGGCAGGCAGGAAGCGACUGGGCCCCAUCUCUGCUGAGGGCAGCACAGCUCCCCUGGAGAAGGAGCGGCAGCCCCCGCCUCGCCUGGGGGAGCUGACAGUGACAGCUGAGACCCAAGACUCCCUGCGCCUCUCAUGGACGGUGGCUCGGGGCCCCUUUGACUCCUUCGUGGUCCAGUACAGGACCACAGACGGGCAGUCCCGGGCGGUGCCUGUGGCUGCAGACCAAAGGGAGGUCACCAUAGAGGGCCUGGAGCCCGGCAGGAAAUACAAGUUCCUGCUCUAUGGGCUCCAAGGAGGACAGCGCCUGGGCCCCGUCCCUGUCCUGGGAGUGACAGCCCCAGAAGAGGACACGCCAGCCCCCUGGCGCCUGGCCACAGAGGCCCCCAAGCCCCCCGAAGGGCCCCGCCUGGGAACUCUGGCAGUGAGUGAGGUGUCCCCGGACUCCCUGCGCCUCUCGUGGCGCGUGGCCCAGGGCCCCUUUGACUCCUUCGUGGUCCAGUAUCAGGACGCAGAUGGGCAGCCCCAGGCCUUGCUCGUGGGUGGCGACCAGAGCAAGGUCCUCGUGUCAGGCCUGGAGCCCAGCACCUCCUACACAUUCUUCCUCCACGGGCUCCACGAAGGGAAGCGCCUGGGGCCCGUCUCCGCCGAGGGCACGACAGGGCCGGCUCCCGCUGGUCAGAGCCUGGGAGAGUCAGGGCCCCGCCUGUCCCACCUGUCGGUGACCGACGUGACCACCGGUUCACUGCGGCUCAACUGGGAGGCCCCAUCCGAGGCAUUUGACUCCUUCCUGCUGCGCUUUGGGGUCCCGUCCCCAAGCACCGUGGAGCCACAUCCACGGCCCCUGCUGCAGCGGGAGCUGACGGUGCCAGGGACGCGGCGCUCCGCGGUGCUCCGGGACCUGCGUCCAGGGACCCUGUAUACCCUCACGCUGUAUGGGCUGCGGGGGCCCCACAAGGCCGACAGCAUCCAGGGCACAGCCCGUACCCUCAGCCCAGUUCUGGAGAGCCCCCGUGACCUCCAAUUCAGCGAAAUUGGGGAGACCUCAGCCAAGGUCAGCUGGAUGCCUCCGUCAUCCAGAGUGGACGGCUUCAAAGUUUCCUACCAACUGGCGGAUGGAGGGGAGCCACAGAGUGUGCAGGUGGAUGGCCGAGGCCGGACCCAGAAACUCGAGGGGCUGACCCCAGGCGCUCGCUACGAGGUGACCGUGGUCUCCAUGCGUGGCUUUGAGGAGAGCGAGCCUCUCAGUGGCUUCCUAACCACAGUUCCUGACGGCCCCACCCAGCUGCGUGCCCUGAACUUGACGGAGGGAUCCGCCCUGCUGCACUGGAAGCCCCCUCAGACCCCUGUGGAUACCUAUGACGUCAAGGUCACAGCCUCAGGGGCCCCCUCUCUACAGGGGUCAGCCCCCGGCAGUGCCGUGGACUAUCCCCUGCACGGCCUUGAACUCCACACCAACUACACAGCAACCCUGCGUGGCCUUCGGGGCCCCAAUCUCACCUCCCCAGCUAGCAUCACCUUCACCACAGGGCUGGAGGCCCCCCAGGACUUGGAGGCCAAGGAAGUGACCCCCCGCACAGUCCUGCUCACUUGGACUGCUCCCCAAGUCCCCCCAACUGGCUACCUGAUCACCUUCAACACCCCUGGCGGACAGACCCAGGAGAUCCUGCUCCCAGGAGGGGUCACCUCUCACCGGCUCCAGGGCCUCUUUCCCUCCACCCCCUACAGUGCCUGGCUCCGGGCCAUGUGGGGCGAGAGCUUCACCCCGCCCGUGUCCACUUCCUUCACCACUGGCGGACUGCGGAUCCCCUUCCCCCGGGACUGUGGGGAGGAGAUGCAGAACGGCGUCAGCACCUCCAGGACCACCACCAUCUUCCUCAACGGCAACCGCGAGCGGCCUCUGAACGUGUUUUGUGACAUGGAGACCGAUGGGGGCGGCUGGCUGGUGUUCCAGCGCCGCAUGGACGGAAAAACGGACUUCUGGAGGGACUGGGAGGACUACGCCCACGGUUUUGGGAACAUCUCUGGGGAGUUCUGGCUGGGCAACGAGGCCCUGCACAGCCUGACCAAAGCCGGCGACUACUCCUUGCGGGUGGACCUGCGGGCCGGGGAGGAGGCCGUGUUUGCCCAGUACGAGUCCUUCCAAGUCGACUCGGCCGCUGAGCACUACCGCCUCCACCUGGAAGGCUACCAUGGCACUGCAGGGGACUCCAUGAGCUACCACAGCGGCAGUGUCUUCUCCGCCCGUGACCGAGACCCCAACAACCUGCUCAUCUCCUGUGCCGUCUCUUACCGUGGGGCCUGGUGGUACCGGAACUGCCACUAUGCCAACCUCAACGGGCUCUAUGGGAGCACGGUGGACCACCAGGGAGUGAGCUGGUACUACUGGAAGGGCUUUGAGUUCUCCGUGCCCUUCACGGAAAUGAAGCUGAGACCAAGGAGCUUCCAGCCCCCGGGCAGGGGAGGCUGAGCGGCCGCUCCCCGCUCCAGCGCCCACCAUGACUGCCGAGCACUGAGGGGUUGCGCUGAGAGAAGAGCCAGGGGCCACCUUCACCAUCCAGCUGCCAGCGGAAGCCUUCUCCACCCGCGAUCUCACAGCACCAUGUUUACAGGGGGGAGGGAAGGGGUUCGUACGGGAGCAAUAAAAGGAGGAACUGAA